Messenger RNA from Rotaria sp. Silwood2, 1496 nucleotides. NCBI's taxonomy places the organism in Eukaryota, Metazoa, Rotifera, Eurotatoria, Philodinida, Philodinidae. The record is from the annotation of a GenBank genome assembly.
AUGCAAAGAACAACAAUUUUUUUAAAAUGUGGUGUACUUGCUGUUCCAGGAUCUCGUUGUUGUAGAGAUCACUUGUGUAACGAUGGAGUUACUUUUAAAUCACUUAGCAGUAUUCGUAUAUCGAAGGCUGAUCAAUGGAAGAUUGAUUCGAAUGAAUUUCAAAUGUUCGUGGAAGAUGUUCGUGCCAUUUUAUUUAAACAAAAAACUUUUGAUUUUGAUGAUGAAACAUGUUUCAACGAUGAAGGUUUUCAGAGUAUUGUUGGAUUAACGAAAGAACAAUUUAAUCAGUUGGCUGCAACAUUGCCAUCAAUGCGAAACUCGAGUACAAGAUCAGUCCGCGUUGCUGUUGCCGUAUUUUUAGCAAAGUUACGUUUGGGUUUAAGUAAUCGCGUUUUAGCCAUUUUAUUUCAUCUUGACAAUAAAAGAGUUGUUUCUCAUAUUAUCAGUCAAGUUCGCAAAGCUUUAAUUAAUGAUUUUGUACCUUAUCAUUUGGGCCUACAACAUAUUAGUCGUGAAAUUGCCAUUGAAGAGCAUCAAACAAACAUUGCUAGUAUUCUUCAUAGUAAUAAACCUGACCAAUUAAUCGUGAUAGCUGAUACAACUUACAUUUUCGUGCAAAAAUCAAGUAACAAUCAAGUACAAAGAAAAUCUUAUUCUAUGCAUAAACAUCGAAAUUUAGUUAAACCUAUGAUUUUAACAACUACAAUUAUUUGUGCGCUUAUAAAUGCUUUUCGGCCACGGCCUGUUUCUGAUAUUCAAGCAGGCUCCGAAGUGGCUUAUUAUAUGCUUGAAAAAUUUAAUCAGCAAAAUAAUAUUCAACUUCGCCUUUCUGAAAUCGCUAAAGAACGAUCCGGUUGGAAAACUUAUGAUGCAAGCAUGUGCCUCUUUCCAGAGUUAUCUCAAGAUGAUGUUCGCACUUUAUGUUGCGGUAUGAAAAUGAUACAACUUUUCAUAUUAUGAUCGAUUUCGUUGUAGGAAGUUAUCAAGUAAAACAGGCCAUUGCAUAUAUCGAAGAACACUUAACACCAUCUCCCCUUUACGACGAUGAAGUCGAAUUUCUCGUUGAGCUUUGUUCACAAAAUGAUGAUAUUGUUCGAGCUCGCUUCUCUUCUCGUCACAAGAACAACAAGAACCACAUGGCUCUCAUACAAUAUAAGACCAAUUAUACAGAACAGCCCAUCAAUGGUUGGUACUGUACCUGCAUGUCAGGAGCACGGGAUGUCGGCUGCUGCGUCCACGUAGCGGCCCUAUUGUGGCAUCUCGGUGUACGUCGUGCGGAAAUAGAAUCAAACACUCAUCCUCUUUCAGCUAGUGAGAUCUAUUCUGAAAUCGUCGACAGUUUACAAUUUUCAGAUGUCGAAGCUUCAGAUGAUGAGCAAAACAGUACCGGUGAUGAAUCAUAGAAAACAAUAAUGCGAAUUAAAACAGAGAUGGCUUAUCGUUUUUUUUUCAAUCAUUUCAUCUCAACACAAGAACAAUUAACAAGAUAUAUCCAU